AUGCAGGCUGGGAAUGCUGUGGAGCCCACCGGGUCACAAUUAGUAGAAGUCAUAGGGCUUCUUACAGAACCCUCUUUUCACAUGGCUGUGUACGCAGCAGAGGCUCUGAGGAGAAAUUUUCCAGACAAGAUUGCAGAGCCUAAAGUGCUUCCUCUGCUGCAAUUUGCAUGGGAUGAAUAUCUACAGGAGAAAAAACGGGAACUGAGAGGGGAAACAUGGGAAUAUCCUUCCAAUGUGAUGUGCUUUGUUGAUGGCCAGCUCCUUGGAGAUGAAAAAAUCUUGCUAAAGUGGGCUUUUGAUGUUUGGGAUUAUAAAGACUUUAAACCCACCACACUUUAUGAAGCUAUUACACAGGAUUUCCUCACCAAAUACAUGAGAAGCAAAAAGCACGUGUUUGUAUUUUUUGAGAUAGCUAUUCAGGAGUCACCUAUCGGAAAAUUGGUGUUUGAGCUUUAUUCUGAUAUCUGUCCCAAAACAUGUCGAAACUUUCAAUGUUUGUGUACAGGAGAGAAACAGUUGCCUGAAUCUGGGCUGGCACUCUCUUACCGAGAUUCUAUCUUUCAUCGACUAGUAAAAAAUGGCUGGAUACAAGGAGGAGACAUACACGGAGGAAGAGGGGAUGGAGGCGAGUCGAUAUAUGGGCCUAUCUUUGAAGAUGAAAAUUUUGCAGUUCCCCAUGACCGGCGGGGAGUUCUUGGAAUGGCCAACAAAGGACGCCACAGUAAUGGGUCCCAGUUCUACAUCACACUACAACCAGCUCCUUACUUGAACGACAAAUAUGUGGCCUUCGGACAGGUGAUUGAGGGCUCAGACGUUCUCCAGCGACUGGAAGCAACAAAUACUUUAAAUGAGAGGCCAGUUGUAGAAUGUAAAAUCAUUAACUGUGGAGUUUUUCAGCCAUGACUAUGAAUAGUAGAUUUAUGUAGUCUUACUGAAAUGUAUCAUUAUGUUGCUUUCUGAUCAUGGGAUUUAUGGUUCUGAAAAAUGCUUGGCAAAUAAAAAGUAUACUUUUCACUUUUA
This is a messenger RNA of Varanus komodoensis (Komodo dragon), 1020 nucleotides long. It is a transcript of the gene PPIL6, whose product is annotated as peptidylprolyl isomerase like 6. Gene Ontology annotation, biological process: protein peptidyl-prolyl isomerization. NCBI's taxonomy places the organism in Eukaryota, Metazoa, Chordata, Lepidosauria, Squamata, Varanidae. Bases 1 to 903 code for a protein of 300 amino acids. Gene Ontology annotation, molecular function: peptidyl-prolyl cis-trans isomerase activity. The record is from RefSeq and is a predicted model, not a curated record. The transcript is spliced from 8 exons.